AUGGCCCGCCGCGACACUAACAUCCUUGGCCGUCUUCACGGCAAAUCCCGCACGCGAACUGCGACAUGGCAACUAAACCCAGACCGGGCAACCAAGAGCACGCCAGAAGAUAUUCUGCGGUGGAUUGCGUCCAUGACUCCUGAUACGGCGCUUGCGCAUUUGGUUUCGAGCAGUGAUGGCAUUUCUGAGGCUGAGGCUACUGUACGACGACGCAUUCAGGGUCAAAAUGUUGUUUCGUCGCGGAAGCCGCAGUCUUGGUUUAUGCUGUUGCUGAGUGUCAUUCCGAAUCCGUUUAAUAUUCUGUUGAUGUUUUUGGCGAUUCUUAAUGUUGCGAUGCCGGAUCCUAGCUGGGAAGGGUUUGCUAUUCUUAUGGUCAUGAUCGUUAUUUCUGUCGGUGUGCGCUUCUGGCAAGAGUUCCAAAGCGGUGUCGCAAUCUUUCGUCUUCAAUCCGCCAUCAUUCCCAAGAUUCGAGUCCGCCGACCUGCAACUUACACAGACGAGCUUCAACUCUCCUGGACCGAAGGCACUGUUCUCGAGACUGACCUCGUCCCUGGAGAUAUCGUCAUUCUGGUCCCUGGCGCCAUCGUCCCCGCUGAUUGUCUUAUCCUCGAGUCUUCGUACUUGAGGAUUAGUCAGUCUGCUUGGACGGGUGAGAGUGAGCCUGUGGGUAAGGAUGCGGGACCUCAUGAUGCGAAGGAAGCAUUCUCGAUCUUUGACUUUAGUAAUGUUGCGCUUAUGGGGACGAAUAUUGUGAGUGGUCACGGUGUUGGACUUGUUAUUCGGACUGGUGAUGAUGCUAUGAUUGCAACCAUGGUCAAGGAGGUUGAGAAGAAGCGACAGCCCAACGCCUUCCAAAAGGGCAUCCUCAAUGUUACCUGGAUGCUCAUCGGCUUCAUGAUCGUCAUGGUUCCCAUUGUUCUCUGCAUCUCCGGCAAAGUCACAGGAGACUGGAAGAACGCAGCGCUCUUCAGCAUCAGCGUCGCAGUCGGUCUCGUUCCAGAGAUGCUUCCCGCCAUCGUCAACGCCAAUCUCGCACGAGCCGCCCAUCAGCUUUCCAAGAAACAAGCCAUCGUCAAGCGUCUCGACUCGGUUCAGAAUCUCGGCGCCAUGACUGUUCUGUGCAGCGACAAGACAGGAACUUUAACCAAGGACGAGCUCUCGGUGCACAAGUACUCCAACGCCGAAGGUGAAGACAUGCUCAACAUCAUUGAACUCGCAAAAGUCGACUCCCAAAUCCAAGGUAACAGCGGCAACAACAUGGACAGAGCUAUUCUCAACUAUCACCUCCCGAACGGCGAUGAAGUCGGUGUAGCACACUACGAACAAGUCCGCGUUAUUCCCUUCGACUUCGAACGUCGUCGCUCAGGCUGUAUCGUCCGCGGCAUCACAGGCCAGUACCUCCUCAUCGUAAAAGGCGCGUUCGACGAAGUCCUCACCCGCUGCUCUUCCAUGCGGUCAGCCGGUAAGAGCGAGUAUCUCAGCACUGAGAUGCAAGCUCGAUGGAGACAACUCGCUAUGCAGAAGAGUAUGGAUGGAUAUCGUGUUCUUCUCGUCGCGUCGCGUAUUCUUGGAAAGUCUUAUGUUAAUGAGCUCGAUAUGCUUGAGACGGACAUGACGCUUGAGGGAAUGAUCAGUUUCUCCGAUCCACCAAAGGACGACGCCAAAGACGCCAUCGCAAGCCUCACCGAGCUCGGUGUUCAAGUCAAGGUCUUGACCGGCGACUCUCUCCCUGUGGCUCUCAACAUCUGCCGCUUCCUCGAACUCCUCCAGCACUCCGAAACGAUGGACGACGACGCCGAAGCCAUCUCCGGUCCUGAACUCGCUCUCCUCGAAGACUCGGAUGAAUUCGACCUCGCCGUUGAACGAUGCAGUGUCUUCGCCAAAGUAACGCCCAAGCAGAAGAGCCUCAUUGUUCUCGCUCUUCAGAAGGCCGGUAAUUGCGUUGGUAUGCUCGGUGACGGGAUCAACGACUGCGGUGCGCUUCGAGAUGCAGAUGUUGGAAUCUCUGUUGACUCUGGCGCGGGCGUAGCAAAGGAUUGUGCGGAUUUGAUACUGACGGAGAAGGGGCUUUCCAUUAUUGUGCGGAGUGUAAUUUUGGGAAGGAUUACACAUGGGAAUACUAUCAAGUAUAUCAAGAUGGUAGCUUCGUCCAAUUUUGGUAAUGUUUUUAGUAUUCUGGCGGCUAGUGCUUGGCUCCCUUACACGCCGAUGACCAGCAUUCAGCUUCUCGCUCAGAAUCUUCUGUAUGACAUCAGUCAGAUCGCCAUUCCUUGGGAUCGCGUUGAUGAAGAGUAUCUGACCCAACCACGACGAUGGAACGCCAAGGACAUCCUCAAGUUCAUCGUUGUCCUCGGUCCUACAAGUUCAGUCAUCGACAUGUGCACUUUCUCUCUCAACUGGUUCUUCUACGGCAUUCGAACUACAUCCGACAAUGUCAAGCUGGCACAAACACACUGGUUCCUUCAAGGUCUUCUCACCCAGACAAUGAUCGUCCACUUGCUCCGUACAGCCAAAAUUCCUUUUGUCCAGAGCCGGGCAGCGCCGAUCCUUGUAUUCUCGACUGCGUCGAUUAUGGCGAUUGGUUUUGUCCUACCCUGGAUCCCGGCGUUCAGACCCGCGUUUAGCUUUGCUCAACCAGCGACGACAUUUGUUGGGUUCUUGGCUGCUGAGCUGUUGCUUUACGCUGUGGAGGUCCAGAUUGUCAAGAUGAUUUAUAUCAAGAUCUUUGGUACAUGGCUAUGA
Fusarium subglutinans is the source of this 2742-nucleotide messenger RNA. Its product is annotated as magnesium-translocating P-type ATPase. Gene Ontology annotation, cellular component: membrane. Bases 1 to 2742 code for a protein of 913 amino acids. The record is from RefSeq and is a predicted model, not a curated record. Lineage: Eukaryota; Fungi; Ascomycota; Sordariomycetes; Hypocreales; Nectriaceae. Gene Ontology annotation, molecular function: ATP binding; ATP hydrolysis activity; P-type magnesium transporter activity. Gene Ontology annotation, biological process: monoatomic ion transmembrane transport; magnesium ion transport. The transcript has 8 exons.